This is a messenger RNA of Sclerotinia borealis F-4128, 1116 nucleotides long. Lineage: Eukaryota; Fungi; Ascomycota; Leotiomycetes; Helotiales; Sclerotiniaceae. The record is from the annotation of a GenBank genome assembly.
AUGUCUACCAAGGAAAAAGCCCCCCUUGGUCGUGUCCUCGUAAUCGGUGGUUGUGGUUUCCUAGGUCAUCACAUCGUCUCUCUCCUUCACGAUCGAUAUAAUUGCACCAUCUCCGUUUUCGACCUACGUACAACUCGAAAUCGACAUUCUUCCCUAGAUGUUACCUAUCACGACGGCGAUAUAACAUCACUCGAAUCCCUCCUCUCAGUAUUUAACUCCAUCAAGCCAGAUGUCGUUAUUCACACUGCGUCCCCUGUCGCAAUCUCUGGCACCAACGAAAUGUUCCAUAAAGUCAAUGUAGGAGGAACGAAAUGUGUAAUUGAGGCAUGCCAAAAGACUGGAGUGAAAGCUUUAGUUUUCACAAGUAGCGCCAGCAUAAUUUCCGAUAAUACCACUGAUUUGGUUAAUGCAAAUGAGAGGUGGCCUGUUAUCCCUGAGAAACUGCAACGGGAGUAUUAUUCAUGGACGAAGGCCGAAGCAGAGGCUGCAGUCCUAGCAGCAAAUCGCGCACCAGAAUCUCCCCAACUCCUUACCGCCUCCAUUCGUCCCUCAGGCAUCUUCGGUCCCGGAGACGUUCAAUUAAUACCCGCCCUUCUUAAUGUCCACUACACUAAUCGUACCGGCUUCCAACUUGGCGAUAAUACCAAUCUCUUCGAUUUCACAUUCGUGAAAAACGUCGCACACGCACAUCUGCUUUGUGCCGCCGCCCUCAUCGCAACCGCAGGGCUGGGCACAACUCCAUUAGAUACGGAGCGCGUAGAUGGUGAAGCUUUUCUCAUUACCAAUGGAUCACCCAUUCCAUUCUGGGAUUUCGCGCGAGCAGUAUGGGCCGCUGCCGGAUCUACCAAAGGCAAAGAACACGUAUGGGUUAUUGGAAAGGACUUUGGAGUGGGGCUUGCAGGAUUUAUAGAGGGAUUAUUCUGGAUUGUUGGGAAGACUCCUAAUUUGACGAGGAUGAAGGUAAACUUUAGUUGUAUGACGAGGUAUUUCAAUAUUGAGAAAGCAAGAAGUAGGCUGGGGUAUGUUCCAUUGGUGCCGUUAGAUGAGGGUAUCAAGGUUACGGUGAAGCAUUUUGAGGAGGAGAAGGCGAGAGAAGGGGAGAAAAAAAGUCAAUAA